This is a messenger RNA of Poecilia latipinna (sailfin molly), 2409 nucleotides long. RefSeq names its product coiled-coil domain containing 149a (gene ccdc149a). The record is from RefSeq and is a predicted model, not a curated record. The transcript has 13 exons. Lineage: Eukaryota; Metazoa; Chordata; Actinopteri; Cyprinodontiformes; Poeciliidae. The coding region runs from base 122 to 1783 and encodes 553 amino acids.
CCGGAAGUGGUUUCAUUUUGACAGCUGUGGCAAAAAAGUGACGUUGCACGAUAAACAAACGAAGGAGGAGGCGAGUGAGCGGUGUUCAUCCUGUAUCCUGACAUUUCUACAUUUUACAAUAAUGCAGUCUUCUAAGAGGAGUGAGAGCGACUGGCAGGGACUGGUCAGCGAGUUCCUGGUGUGUAAACGCAAGUUGGAGAGUAAAAAGGAGGCGCUGCUCAUCCUGUCCAAAGAGCUGGACACAUGCCAACAGGAGAGAGACCAGUACAAGCUGAUGGCCAACCAGCUGAGAGAGCGCCACCAGGGACUGAAGAAGAAGUACAGGGAACUUAUUGAUGGGGAUCCUUCUUUGCCACCAGAAAAACGUAAUCAGGUGAACCUGGGUCAGCUGUUGAGGGACUCCAGGGAACGAGUGAGGAAGCUCACUGAGGAGGUGAAGGACCUCAAUCAGAGGCUGGCUGAGGCCCAGGGGGACAACAAGCUGCUGAGGAUGACCAUCACUCGACAGAGGCUGGGAGACGAAGAGGUGGGGGUCCGCCACUUUCCUGCACAUGAACGAGAGGACUUGGUUUCUCAGCUAGAAAGAGCAGGGCGACAGAUGGAGGAGAUGGAGCACACCAUAAAAGCCUUGACGGACGAGUUGCAGGACGUUAAAGCAGAACGCAUCGUUUUCAGGGAGAAGGCUGACCGGCUGAAUGUUGAACUGAACCACAUUUUAGGGAACCAUGAGUCGCGCAUCAUUGAUGUGGAUGCACUCUGCAUGGAAAACAGGUAUUUACACGACCGGCUCUCGCAACUUCAGGAGGAGGUGAACCUGCUCAAAUCAAACAUCAUGAAGUACAAGACGGCCCUCGAGAGGAGGAAAAACUCCAGCGCAUAUGGGAGAUCAAACAGCGUUCCCCUUACAGGAGUGCUGUCAGCCAAACAAGUCCAGGAGAUGCUCCUGGAGGAGCAGGGCUGCAGCUUACCUGCCACACCUCAGUCCAUCUCUGACCUCAAGUCGCUCGCCACCGCUCUGCUGGAGACCAUCCAUGAGAAGAAUCUGGUCAUCCAGCACCAGAGGCACACAAACCGGAUCCUGGGAAACAGAGUUGCAGAUUUGGAGAGGAAGUUAAAAACCUUGGAAGUCUCGGGAUUGUGGAGUUUACCAGGCUUGACCUACCACGUAUCUGUGGGAAUUGGGAGAACCAGGGACAAUAUGGCACUAAAUGAAAAUCUCCAGCCAGAGCUUCAUCCAACGUGUGCCACGUCUUUGCCAAACACGCAGCCCCUCAAAGAUGACAGAAGUUCACAUGAAUCAUCUUGGGAAUGCCGCACCGCUGGCAGUGACCUUGGCACAGAUGGCGCCGGCAGGGAAGACGCACCUGCACUGCUCAGCGGCGCGGAUCCUUUCGCGGGCAUGGAGACGGAUGGGAUUGACGGGAGAGAGGGAGAAAUCGUGACCCUGAGAGACGAUCCGGAGCCGGAGGAUGAACGGAGUCCGGUGGAGGAGGCAGGGCGCGAAGAGGAGGGAGCCGAGGACGAGGAGCUGGGCUCCUCUGUGGAGGAAGGGGAAGAAGCCGCUCUGGCACUGGAUCUCCGUCUGACCGAGUCGAAGCUUCAGUGGCUUUCCAUCGCACAGACUUCUGUCAGAUAUUCAGAGGUUUCCUGCCAGGACAGGGAGUCUAACGAUGCACUUGAACACGAAGAAGCCUCGGCAUCGAUUCCAAAGAGUCAGGCCACAGAGGGACAGAGUAACACUGAGUGGGACAUUCACUGUCCAUCUGCACCUGGCAUGAUCUAACGUCACGAAAAGAUGGGGGGAAAACUUCUCUAAGUCCUUGUCGUCGUUAUUGAUGAUUACAUUAAUCAUCCCUAGUUGGAUUCCCACUGCUUAGCCUCUGCUCAUUAACUUCCUUCCACACUGAGCAGCUCGCUUUCAGUCAAUAAAACAGAGAAAACACUUUUCUUCCCUCCCCCCCAGAUGCUGCUGACAAAGCCAGAGGUGCACUCUGCAUCUAGACUAGCUUCUGUUGCGCUAAAGCAAAAAAAAAUCUUUCAAACAGUAGAGCUGCAAACUCGAUGCCCUGCAGAAAAACUAACAAGUGAUCAGCUUGUGUAUCCUAUAUUCUCUUGUUGCGUUUCCCCGUGAGGAGAUAAUCCCAGUUGUUUGCUUUAUUUUUCUAUCAAAGCUAAGGAAUGCCAAUAAAAGUGCUGCAUUUUUGGAGGGGAUCACUUCCAAAAGUGAUCUCAAAUUGGUGAAGUGCCAAAAUUUGAAUUAUAUGUGUGAUGGAUACUUUUGAAUUCAUUGUUUCACCUUAAUACUGUUAAUAUUUGUUUGUCUAAAUCUUGCCUAUUUUUUGAUGUAUUUGGAUGUGCCUUAUGUGUCAAAAAUAUUUAAUAUUUAUAAAUGGAAAUUCAUAAAAAGCU